Oppia nitens is the source of this 2112-nucleotide messenger RNA. Its product is annotated as endoplasmic reticulum lectin 1-like. Gene Ontology annotation, cellular component: endoplasmic reticulum lumen. The record is from RefSeq and is a predicted model, not a curated record. Gene Ontology annotation, biological process: retrograde protein transport, ER to cytosol; endoplasmic reticulum unfolded protein response. Bases 245 to 1990 code for a protein of 581 amino acids. NCBI's taxonomy places the organism in Eukaryota, Metazoa, Arthropoda, Arachnida, Sarcoptiformes, Oppiidae. The transcript is spliced from 6 exons.
AGACAUCAUUGAUUUGAUCCAAACAUUGACAGUGUUUUGAUUUGCAAAUACAUGACGUGUUUUUAAAAAUAAUAAUAAAUAAGAAAUAAGUUUUUCAUUUCAUUUCAAGCCAUGAUUUGCGGAUCAAUUUGAUUGACUUAUCGGAUCCAAUGGUGGUUUGAAUGUCUGGAUGACUGAUGAAGUAAUUGAUUGAUUGAUUGGUAAAAAACAAAUCAAAAGAAGAUAUAGACAACAGAGACAGACAAUGAAAUCGUUGAAAGAAUGGACAAAACUGUCGACAAAUAUCCUAUUAGUUGUCAUCUAUUUGUUGAAUAUCUUGAGCCAAGUAUUGCUCAAUGAAGUACCGACCGGUUCGGGUUCGGGUGGCGGCGCCGGCGGCAGCGGUAGUGGUAGUGGUAUUAACCGCAAGAUCGAGACGUCCCAUUCGAACGAAAUCAAAUCGUUUGACGACAGUAUCUACUAUCGGAUCAAUUGGUUGGGCGAUAAUCGGGAACAGAUGUCGCCAGAUGUUGACCAACAUAUUCAACAGUUUGCUCAGUGGACACCAUCGAGUAGUGAACCAAAAGAUGUGGUUCACGACUCCAAUGUCCUCUACAUAACCACUGCAUCUCACGAACGAUAUGUCUGUACUUUACCACAGAUUGAUGCCGUUUCUGAAUCAUUGGAUAGUCAAACAAAAUCAGAAUUUUCAACGAAAAGUGGUUACCAAUUGUUGAAACCAUUGAUGGUUCGCGAAGUCUGUUCCUAUCGUUUGGAACAGUACUGGACGUACGAGAUAUGUCACGGCAAACAUAUCCGUCAGUUUCACGAAGACAAUGGACCGCAAAAAACUAGCAAAAACUCUGCUACUCAGGAGUACUACUUGGGUCGAUACGAACUGUCCAGACUCGGCCAAAGUGAACAGCAAUUUGAUGGACAACUGAAACAAUUGGCCAGAGAUGGCAGACGGCGGCCGACGGUUACCGUCGACGAAACACAGUUGCCGUACGUCGAAGUGAAUAUGACUGACGGCACGAUCUGCGAUCUGAGUAAUACUAAGCGUUUUACACGUGUACUGUACGUGUGCAACGAAGACGCCAAACACGAGCUGUACUCGAUUAAGGAGACGUCCACUUGCGAGUACGAGGCCAUCGUAUUGUCGCCACUGUUGUGCCAGUCGUCCGAGUUUCAAGUAUCGGCUGCACCCGAAAAUCAGAUCAACUGUUAUCCGGUGGACAAAUCGCCGGCCAAACCCAAAGCACUGAAGACAAUGGAAGCCGAAGUAGUCAGACAACAGUUAGAAGUGUUGAAAAAUAAGGAUAAAUUUUCGCCAUUUCCCGGCGGUAUAUUCGAUGGUAAAACUAUUAUUAUCGGUGCCAACGAUUUUGGUAAAGAGUUGCGAAUCAAUAUAGUGACCAAUGAGGACGGCAACGAUGAGCCCAGCGGUGAAGACUUGGCCGCUAAGUUUGAUUCGAAAAUAUUGACCAACUUUUUGAGCGGUGAUCUAUGCUUACAUGGGGGAACCGGUUGGUGGAGAUAUGAGUUCUGUUACGGCAAUAAAGUGGAACAAUAUCACGAAGAAAAAGGAGUAAAAAUGACGGUCAUUACGCUGGGAAAGUGGGAUAAACGACAGCACAUUAAUUGGCUGAACAAAAAUCCAUCGAAAAGACCAAAGUCUAACAAAACGCCUAAACAAGUGUCGCAUUACUAUUCAAACGGUGACGCCUGCGAUAUGACCGGAAAGUCGCGCAGUGUUGAAGUCAAGAUGAAGUGUCGUAACAUUGCAGGACAUCCCGAUUCUGUUGCACUGUAUUUAUUAGAACCAAAAACCUGUGAAUAUAUAUUAGGAAUCGAGUCACCAAUAAUUUGUCAGCUGUUGAGUAGUGCCGAUGAAAACGGAUUAUUAUAUAAUCCAAACAUUAAAUUAACAGAAAAUUUAGAUACUAUUAGUAGCGAUGGCGACGACAAAGAUGACGAAGAAGUGGUAAAUCUAGCAAAUGAUGAACUUUAGAGAUGAGUUCAGAGAUAUUUUAAUAAGUCAUUUAAAAAUUAAAAAUAAAAUUAAAAAUGUUUUUUUUCAAUAAAUUAUUACUGUAUAUAAAAUAAAUAAAUACUUUUAAAUCAAUCAUUAAU